This is a messenger RNA of Choloepus didactylus (southern two-toed sloth), 414 nucleotides long. Its product is annotated as phosphopantothenate--cysteine ligase-like. NCBI's taxonomy places the organism in Eukaryota, Metazoa, Chordata, Mammalia, Pilosa, Megalonychidae. The record is from RefSeq and is a predicted model, not a curated record.
AUGUUUUACCUGGCUGCGGCCAUGCCAGGUUUCUAUGUUCCUGUCUCUAAAACGCCUGAACACAAGAUCCGGUGAUCUGGGUGCCCACUGCAAAUAAGUAAGAUGGUGCCCAAAAUGCUUUCUCCUUUGGUUGAAGACUGGGCUCCCAAAGCCUUUAUAAUUUCCUUUAAGUUGAAAAGAGACCCCUCCAUUGUAAUUGGUCGUGCACGGACGGCUUCGGAAGUUUAUCGACAUCAAGUGGUUGUGGCCAAUAUCCCUGAGUCACGACGUUCCUUUGUGGUUACUGUGAUCAAAGACUCAGAAACCAAGUUAUUGCUAUCAGAGGCAGAAGUAGAAAAAGGCAUAGAGAUAGAAGAAAAGAGAGUGGAUAAUCUUCAGUCUCGACACACAGCUUUUAUAUGUGGCAAAAACUGA